AUGACUGUAAAACAAGUUUUAAACCCUCUAUUUCUAGUCAGUUCGGCGUUCGGUCUAGUUACUGCAUUAGAAAUAGAAGAAGUCUUCUACGAUAUAUUCUCCAUGAGUAAUCUAGGAUGUAGCAUUGUCGCUUGCGCCGCAUCAAUUAUCUUAAGCGUAUAUAACUCUAAGAGAUUUUGGACAUUUUUGGAGAGACUUGCUGCCGUAGACUACACGUUGGCAGAGUUGGGCACUCCAAAAACGCACAAAGCAUUGCGCGCAUAUGUAAAGGGCAUGAUAAUUGUAUGGUUAAUGUGUAGUCUUAUUGGGAAUACACUUGACAUAAAAUGGUGGGAACAGAUGCUGAACAGUCGUUGGUACAUAAUCAUACCGUUCGUUUUGAAUCAUGUGUAUCACGUUAAUAUGAUUGUGGAUGUGCUAUUUUUGACUCUGUUGUGGUAUAUCGGCACGAGAUUUGACGAAGUAAACGAGCACAUGAGAUGUCUAAUACAAGAGAAACAAAUAUUGAGACAUACAGGGAGAAAAUCUGCGUCGGUCGUUCGCCAACACGUGACGUGUGCUGACAAUUACAAGCACGUGCUCUGGACCUCAAUGCAUCUGCAUUUAGAAUUGUGCCAGAUAGCUCGCCAAUUGAACGCACUCUUUGGAACGCAAAUGACUUUGGAAAUGAUAGGCUAUCUAACGACUGUAUCAAGAAUAUUUUCGUUUGAAGUUCUACAUGUAUUAGCACUAGAUAACAAAAGGUGGACGACAAUAAAUUGGCUUGCCAUUCAAUUUUGGACUUCAUUCUUUCUGAUCAAGGUGUUUUAUUUUAAUUAUACUUGCGAAACUACUAGCGCUAAGGCUAAGAAAAUACAGGAAAUAAUUAAUCACAUGACAAACUCUUUUCUACGUGCUGAUAUUCGUGAUGAGUUUAUUACGCGUGUUGUAACAUUCACAAUCUUCAUGGCGCAAAGUAUGAAUAGCAGAAAAUAAUUUAUCAAAUGAUGUUGAUGUUUGCAACACAAUCAAAUCUACUUCCAUGUUAUAAAA
Molecule: messenger RNA, 1032 nt
Organism: Pseudomyrmex gracilis
Lineage: Eukaryota; Metazoa; Arthropoda; Insecta; Hymenoptera; Formicidae
Exons: 7
Coding region: 1-975 (324 amino acids)
Biological process (GO): sensory perception of taste
Cellular component (GO): membrane
Source: RefSeq, a predicted model, not a curated record